GUUUGGAAUCUCGAUUUCAUUUUCACAAAAAUUGAAGAAGAGAUUUCCAAAAAUUUGUUGCAAGGGAGGGAAAGAUUUUGGAAUGCUACGGUGCCGGCGUGCCGCUGUUCACUGCCACUGCUCACAUCUCACGCACUGGCGGGAUGGAAAUCUAUUUGGUGACCCCAAUCAUGUGGAGCCAGCCUUAAAUAGUAGGAUUUGGUUGCUGUUGCUCACUGCUCAGGCAAAGAAGGAUAAAAUUUGUUGCCAGAAAAAGGAGUAGAUAAAGAUCAGGAAGCGAGCUUGAAUGUAGAAAAAUGGUGGAAAAGAAAGAUGAUGAUAAGGCGAAGAAGAUGAAAGUGUGAAACAAUGGAGGGGUACUCUUUUUAGUGGGUAGUAUGUUGACACGUGAUUGGUGUUGGUUUUUGGGCAAUACUAGCUGUUUUUUGGGCAAUGUUAGCUGCUAGGGGCACUCGCCUCCUGCACUCUCCAGCCAACACAUGCUUCUUUAUUAGGCCACCCAAGCUUAAUUAGCCAUGAAUUGAUGACCUCUCUGGAAACCAACAUGACGUGGCCCAAUGAAAAUGGAAGUAUUGG
Messenger RNA from Rubroshorea leprosula, 576 nucleotides. Lineage: Eukaryota; Viridiplantae; Streptophyta; Magnoliopsida; Malvales; Dipterocarpaceae. The record is from the annotation of a GenBank genome assembly.